AUGGAUAGGCGACUCGCAUGUUUUUUCGUGGCUUUCCUUGUUGCCUUCAUCGCCAUGGAAGCAACAUUUGUUCAAAGUGAUGAUAGUGCUGGCAACGGCAAUGGAAACGGUAACAACGGCGAUGGAAAUGGCAAUGGAAAUAGCGGCAAUGGUAAUGGAAAUGGCAACAAUGGUGAUGGCAAUGGUAAUGGUAACGGCUCUGACGGAAAUGGAAAUGGUAAUAACGGCAGCGGCAAUGGAAAUGACAACGGUAACGGGAAUGGAAAUGGUAACAACGGUAAUGGAGACCGAAGCGGUAACAACGGUAAUGGAAAUGGAAAUGGCAACAACGGCAAUGGCAAUGGUAAUGGCAAUGGAAGCCCAGAUAAAUAUACAUGUCCUGCCACUGCUGAAGGGCGAUGCUCCAAUGUCCCCCUUAUUUGUCCUCCUGAAUGCCCUUUAAGAAAACCUAAGAAGAACAAGAGGAAUAAGGGAUGCUACAUCGACUGUAAUACUUGUGAGGCAACUUGCAAAUUUAGGAGAGCAAACUGUGAAGGUUACGGAUCCAUCUGUUACGAUCCAAGAUUUGUUGGUGGUGACGGUGUUAUGUUCUACUUCCAUGGAGCCACCGGAAGUGACUUUGCACUUGUAACUGACGAUGAGUUCCAAAUCAAUGCACACUUCAUUGGAACCAGACCACAAGGACGUACCCGUGAUUUCACCUGGAUUCAAGCUCUCUCAGUUAUGUUCGAUACUCACAAUCUUGUUCUUGCAGCCAAGAGAGUCUCAACAUGGGACGACAAGGUCGAUUCUCUUAUUGUUCGAUGGGAUGGAGAAAAUAUUGAAAUCCCCACAGAUGGGGAGGCAGAGUGGAGAGUCACUGUAGACGGAGAUAGAGAAGUUAUAAUUGAGAGAACCGACGACACAAACAGCGUAAGAGUAAGCGUAACCGGGUUGGUUGAAAUGGACGUAAAAGUAACACCAAUUGGCGUUGAAGAAAACCGUGUCCACAAGUAUCAAAUUCCAUCUGAUGAUGCUUUUGCUCAUCUUGAAACUCAAUUCAAGUUUAAGAAUUUGUCAGAUUCAGUUGAUGGAGUUCUAGGCCAGACAUACAAGUCCGGUUACGUUAGUCCCGUCAAGGUUGGCGUCGCGAUGCCAAUGAUGGGUGGAGAGGGAUAUUUCAAAACACCUUCCCUUCUUUCUCCUCUAUGCAAACGUUGCAGGUUCACCGGUAAAACCACGAAAUCCGAGUUGGGUGCCAUCAGUAUGGUGGUUUAG
Molecule: messenger RNA, 1257 nt
Organism: Papaver somniferum (opium poppy)
Lineage: Eukaryota; Viridiplantae; Streptophyta; Magnoliopsida; Ranunculales; Papaveraceae
Exons: 2
Coding region: 1-1257 (418 amino acids)
Source: RefSeq, a predicted model, not a curated record